Messenger RNA from Eremothecium sinecaudum, 1515 nucleotides. RefSeq names its product protein kinase PKP2 (gene PKP2). The transcript has a single exon. Gene Ontology annotation, biological process: protein phosphorylation; regulation of glucose metabolic process. Gene Ontology annotation, molecular function: pyruvate dehydrogenase (acetyl-transferring) kinase activity. Gene Ontology annotation, cellular component: mitochondrion. The record is from RefSeq and is a predicted model, not a curated record. NCBI's taxonomy places the organism in Eukaryota, Fungi, Ascomycota, Saccharomycetes, Saccharomycetales, Saccharomycetaceae. Bases 1 to 1515 code for a protein of 504 amino acids.
AUGCUUUCCUUUUCUAAGGCUCAUAAAUCGUUAUUUAACGCUCAUAUACGAUAUUUGAGUAAUGUACCCCACCAAGUUGUUAAGAAUAGAGAUUAUACGGUGUCGUCGAAUAUCUCGCAGGUUCCUGAUGUUAGCAAAUACUUUCCAGCGACUCCAAUCUCAGAACUAGCCCCCUAUAUUAGCGAUGCAUGGAGUGCUUAUCCUAAGGGAUCGAAGUACGUUAACCAACAUCACUACUACCAAAAUAAGAAAGUUUUGGUUGAAAGAUAUUUACAGAAGAAACCGCAUGCAGUGUCAUUAAAGCAGCUUGCACAGUAUUAUGAUGACUCUAAACAGCUUACGUUGGAAAAGGUCCUCAAAUCUGGUCAGUUUGCCAAGGAUGAGCUUGUGGUUCGUAUGGCUCACACCCUUAAAAAGGUGCAGGACCUCCCGUUUAAUGUGGUGAACAAUUUCCACUUUGUGCAGGUGUAUGAGUCGUACUAUGACAUUUUUGAACGUUGCCGUAAGCUUCCCCAGAUCAGGACUCUGGAGGACAACAAACAGCUCACUGACAUGUUGAACGCGAUUAUGAGCGAUUUUAAUUCUCUGAAUUUGCCUCAUCUUAUAAUGGCUGCACUAGAAUGCUGCAUUCUUGAUCUCUACCCACAGAAGGAGCUGGACAAGCUUAUAUCAAGUCUGCUACGUGCUCGAAUUUCCAGGAGGCUCAUAGCUCAAGAACACCUGAGUGCCACUUCAAACUUCUUGGCAGGAAAGAAGGAUAUAAACCUUAUUUUCGGAGACAUCAUACAGCUUUGCAGCGCAAAGGAGUACCUACUAGAGGCUUCCAAAAUAUGCGAGGCAUUUACCAAAGACAUGUUUUACGAUGGAAUUCCCUUACCUGAAUUUAUUAUCGACGGUGCUGUGGACCUGAAGUUUUACUUCCUUCCAACACACCUUGAGUAUCUUCUUGGCGAGUGCCUACGUAAUAGCUACGAGGCUACCGUAAAGGAGUACAUCAGAAAGGGCCUUUCAAAACCCGAGCCCAUAGUUGUCACCAUUAUUGAGAACAAACAUAGUUUCUUGUUUAGAAUCAGUGACCGCGCAGGUGGCAUACCGCAUGACGAUAGAACAAUCUGGUCUUUUGGAAAAUCAAAAGAAUUAGCAAGACAAUCCUUGGCAAAUUUCCACAAGCUCUCAGGCUUGCAGACUAUCUCUUUGUAUGACGACCGAAGUCACUAUGGAACUCUAAGUUCUGAUCACCCGCAUUCCAAGCCUACCCGCACAUCAAUGCUACUCAGUGAGUUACAUCCUAAGAAAGAAAAGUACAAAUUCCAGUUUAAAAGACCUCUUAUAGGUCUUCUGAGCCGGGCGUCAAGGUAUAAACUAGGUGUUGGACUCGCGAUGUGUAAGGUGUACGCAGAAUAUUGGAACGGGGACCUAACCGUACAUUCUGUACAGGGAUACGGUACUGACACGGUAUUAAAGCUAGGUAGCUUGCUCCACUACAGCGACAAACUACAGCUAGACAAGGUCUGA